This is a messenger RNA of Topomyia yanbarensis, 836 nucleotides long. Its product is annotated as glutathione S-transferase 1-like. Gene Ontology annotation, biological process: glutathione metabolic process. The transcript is spliced from 2 exons. The record is from RefSeq and is a predicted model, not a curated record. Gene Ontology annotation, molecular function: glutathione transferase activity. Lineage: Eukaryota; Metazoa; Arthropoda; Insecta; Diptera; Culicidae. The coding region runs from base 177 to 800 and encodes 207 amino acids.
UUCGCUGCGCGAGAGUAUCGUAUGUCGGAACGAACACUCUCUGGAGGAGGACACAAUCAACCUUCGUCCGGCGCAGCAAAGAACGGAGUAAGCUUCGUAACGUUCAGUUAGUUCUCGGAUCACUAUCGCUGAACAGGUUAUUUGGUGCUAAUUUGAAUCCUGUUAUAAACAAAAAAAUGAAACUGUACUACCUACCGAGUUCGGCUCCGUCGCGAGCUGUCCAGAUGACUGCGCUGGCCGUCGGAGUAGAGUUGGAACUGACGGAGCUAAAUGUGACAAAGGGUGAACCUCGCCGACCGGACUAUGACCGCAUCAACCCGCAGUACAGCAUUCCAACGCUAAAGGAUAAGGAUCUGGUGCUGUGGGAAAGUCGUGCCAUUCAAAUCUACCUGGUGGAUCAGUACGGACAGAAUGACAACCUCUACCCGAAGGAUCCCGCCAAGCGGGCAAAGGUCAAUGAGAGGAUGUUUUUCGAUGCGUGUAUUCUUUAUCACCGCUUCGCCGAGUACUACCACGAGCAGGUUUUUGGUGGCUUGGAAGGUGAUCUCAAGAAACUGGGUGCGCUGGAGCAUGCCAUGAGAAUGUUGGACCUGUUUCUGGAGGGACAACCUUACGUAACGGGGCAAACGGUGACCAUUGUCGACCUAAGCAUACUGGCGACGGUGGCGACGAUGAAGGCGCUGGGAUUCGACCUGGAGCGUUAUCAUAACGUGAGCGAGUGGUACAAACACAUGAACAAUGUCACCCCGGGAGCGCAGAUUAACGAGGAAGGGGCCAAGGCUUUCGGCACAUUUAGCUAGCCGUGAAAAACGGUAACGGAUUCAAUUUGAUUACAG